AUGAAUUCACAUGAAAAUAGCGAAGAUAUUAUUGGGAGGAAAGUUGAUCGCUGCAUUUCAGAUGUGCUAAUUAAAACAGGUGCUGGUGUUUCCGUUGGUAUAAUCGUCUCUGUUUUAUUUGCUCGACGUCGACUCUGGCCUCUGAUAUUCGGCGUCGGAUUCGGACUUGGUAUGGGAGUUUCAAACUGCAAUAGUGAAUUCAAGCAACCACUGCCCUUGCAAUCCCACAUCAUCAAAGUCCAGAAGAAAUCCGGUUGA
This is a messenger RNA of Echinococcus granulosus, 258 nucleotides long. RefSeq lists its product as hypothetical. NCBI's taxonomy places the organism in Eukaryota, Metazoa, Platyhelminthes, Cestoda, Cyclophyllidea, Taeniidae. The transcript has 3 exons. Gene Ontology annotation, cellular component: mitochondrial inner membrane; MICOS complex; mitochondrion. The coding region runs from base 1 to 258 and encodes 85 amino acids. The record is from RefSeq and is a predicted model, not a curated record.